CUCAGUUACUUUUUGAAGUUCAGAUUCAGGCAACAUAAUGAGAAUGAACUGACGCUGGAUAGUUGAAUCAACUUUCGUUCAUAUAAUGGCGUUUGUAAGAGGAAUUCGCGACCAGUCUGACAGUUUUACGAGCUAGACCGAGUUUCUUUUAUACGAUUAAGAGAGAGGAUAGAGCGCCACUGGAGCGGGACGCGACCCAGCAUCAUGCCCAAGGUGUCGAAGAUGAAGAAGCCCGACGUCAAGGUGGUUCUCCUGGGAGACAUGAACGUGGGGAAGACGUCGCUGCUCCACAGGUACAUGGAUAGAAAGUUCAAAGACACCAUCAGCACCGUUGGAGGGGCGUUUUUCCUCAAGCAGUGGGGACCUUACAAUAUCUCAAUAUGGGACACUGCCGGUCGGGAACAGUUCCACGGGUUGGGCUCAAUGUACUGUCGAGGUGCUGCCGCUGUCAUCUUCACGUAUGACGUCACCAACUGGCAGAGCCUAGCUGAACUGGAGGAGCGCUUCCUGUCCCUGACAGAUACUGCUAACCACGAUUGCAUUUACGCCGUAGUGGGCAACAAGGCUGAUCUCACAGACCCUAAAGCCCAGCUGUCUCAGGACUCGGAUGUGGCGUCUGAGGACCGAACUGAGUGUGAGGAGGAGAGGACAGAACCACAGGUGCUGUCUGCUUGCCCCACACCCCCGGCUUCCCCUGUUUCCUUCUCUAGGAUAACGCUACACAAACAGGUCACCCCUGAGGAUGCAGUGGCUUUUUAUGGGAGAAUACUGCGCUACAAGGGCCUGGAGGAAAAGAGCAGCCUGCCUGCAGAGAAAAUGUGCUUCGAGACAAGUGCCAAGACGGGCUACAAUGUGGACACUCUGUUUGAGGCAUUGUUUGAUCUGGUGCUUCCUUCCAUCUUGAGAAAGAGAAGUGAGAACCAGGAGUCUCCUACAGUGGACCUGGAGGAGUGCAGAGGGGCCAGCAACAAGCGGGCCAGAUCUGCCUGCUGCUAGGGGCUAGAGGCUGUUACCAGCAGAGACUUGUUUUUAACAAAGGACAAUCAAGAGAUUGGUCUGCGUACCGAAUACAUACUGUGAUGGUACUACUUAUUUGCCUCGACUGAAAACCAAUAGCAUUAAUGACCUCCCAGUAACACAAACGCACAUUCUUGCUAGCAGCUAGCAUUCAUAGUGUACGCUGACAUUUGAAGGAAGGGAAAUAAACGCAUGUUGCGUUAUCGCUCUAUGCUUUAAAGCCUUUCAACCCAACGACUGAACCGCACUUGUAUCCCAAAGAUGUGCCCGUAGGCAAAUAACACACAUAAGAAGUCAACCACUGCUUUUUUGGACUGAGAAUGUCACAAAUUAUCAGCACUAAUUGUUAGGUGGGUGGCACUGUUUAUUAUUGUUGUAUUUUAAGGUUUCCACAAAUCACACUUUUGUUGUCUUUUAUGUUUUGUUACUAGCAUUGAUACUGCUCUUUAUUUUUUUGGCACUUUUGGAUCUUUUUUUAAUGAGUGUUAAUAAACCUGUCAAAUUUUUAA
This is a messenger RNA of Perca fluviatilis (European perch), 1526 nucleotides long. It is a transcript of the gene rab20, whose product is annotated as RAB20, member RAS oncogene family. Gene Ontology annotation, molecular function: GTPase activity; GTP binding. Gene Ontology annotation, biological process: intracellular protein transport. The transcript has 2 exons. Lineage: Eukaryota; Metazoa; Chordata; Actinopteri; Perciformes; Percidae. Gene Ontology annotation, cellular component: endomembrane system. Bases 205 to 996 code for a protein of 263 amino acids. The record is from RefSeq and is a predicted model, not a curated record.